ACAUCCCUGUGCGGAUUCCGGAGACUUCGCACACCGUAGAGUCUCUCUCCAGUGAAAAAAAAAAAAGAAAAGUGCGUUUUUGCUGACGUUGGGACCUUAAGAGGUCUGAUUCUUCCUAAGCGGUGUUCAUUUACGAAACGGCAAGCGGACAGGAGAGCCAAAAUGAAGAUUUCCGUAGCCUUGAUCCUUCUCGUGGUGCUUCUGGCAGUUUUCACCGAUGCCUCGCCAAUUGUUCCAGAAAGGCAAGCCAAACAGAUUCUGCGUACAAAGCGCUCGGAGAGAGAACGGAAAGCUGGACAUCCCGAUGAACCAAUGAGGGAGUAUAUGCUGUAUCUCCAGCGUCUGGAGCAGAGAUCAGAGGAACAAUUCUAUGAGCAUUGGUGGAACCCCCAUUGCCAGCCUCACUGCAAUCGCAACAUUGUCAACCCUGUUUAAUAGCAGCAGGACAACCUGGCCUAUGAAGAUCUGGAUAAGGACCUCAAAGUACUCUCACCAAAAAUAAGCAAGAAUAGUUUUGAAUCCUUCAAGCUAAAUGCCCUGAAGUCUGAAAUAUCUAUGUGAGCGAGGACACAUGUAGUGGACCAAACUGCUUGUUCACGGUGGAAGUCAACUAAACCCGACCACCGACUUUGAAGUGGUAGCAACCAAUUAACCUCUUAACAUAUUGAGUUAUGUGUUCUGUUUUAUAUUUCAGAAUGAUCGGAAUAACAAAUGUCUAUUAAGUGGAGUAAAGAUAUCUCAAUAUUUUCAUGUGCAAUACUGGGGCAAUGCAUUUAUGCAAUUACCUGAACCCUAACCCGCUGUGUGGCUCCAAAAAUUGGGACUAUACUUUCAAAAGUGGGUAACAUUAUACUUGCCUUGCAAAGAAGGGUACAGAUUCCUUUUUUUUUUUUUGUAGAAGAAUGGGGUAUAGUGCAAAACAAGCUUUUGAAAUUUUGACUAUAUAAAGUAAAUUCCUGAUAGUGUUCUGUUCUCAUAACAUAUUAAUGUAAAAAAAUGUAUAGGUACAACAUAAAAAUGCUUUUAUAUUAGGUACUGCAUUGUAUAUCUGCAUGAAUUACUGUAUAACCUUGGAAGCUUUAAUUAUACAGGCUACAAUAAAUUCACUGCAAAUUUAAAAA
Rana temporaria (common frog) is the source of this 1121-nucleotide messenger RNA. It is a transcript of the gene C12H17orf67, whose product is annotated as chromosome 12 C17orf67 homolog. The transcript is spliced from 4 exons. Bases 163 to 435 code for a protein of 90 amino acids. The record is from RefSeq and is a predicted model, not a curated record. Lineage: Eukaryota; Metazoa; Chordata; Amphibia; Anura; Ranidae.